AUGGCCGCAAAAGCAAAGAAGGCGGCCACUCCGGAGAGCGAGAGUAGCUCAUCGAGCCGGUCCACCUCCCCCGAACCUGCGCAGAACAAGGCCAAGAGCGAAGCGGAGGAAUCGUCGAGCUCCGAGUCGGAGGAGUCGUCCAACGAGCGCAGUGAGAGUGGCAGUGAAAGUGACAGCGAUUCCUCAUCGGAUGAGAACUCUAAGCAGGAGUCCAACGGCAAGAAAGCGGAAAAACCCUCCGCCCGCGUCUCGUUCCAAGCCCCCCAACCGUACAAGCCUCCGUCGGGCUUCAAAUCCGUGAAGAAACAGUCUCCUCCCUCCGCCAGCACCGCGUCUCUUCUCUCCGACCUCAGCGGGAAGCAAGUCUACCACAUCACUGCGCCGUCCUUCCUUCCGCUGGACACCGUCAAAGAGCUCUCGUUAAGCAAAGUCAUGCAGGGCGAGCCCAUCCUGAAACACAAGGGCGCGCAGUAUGGGAUCCCCGUCGACAGCAUGAACCAGAACGAUACGGGCGAGAAGACGCUGUUUCUCUACGACCCCAAGACGCAGGCAUACACUAGCACGCCCGUCCGCCACAUUCAGAGCUACCACAUCCAGCGGAUGGCCACUCUUCCCAAGCGGUCGGAGACAGAAGAUAAGGUCCUGGAAGCGGCGCAGAAGCUGGUCAAGCCGCCGCGGAAACAGCCCAAGAACCUGAAGAUGCGUUUCCGGCCUCUGGGCAGCGGCGAGGCGCCGCCCGAAACUCUCGGGUCGGAGUCAGAGGGCGAGGGGGAGGAAACUACCUUCAAGGUUCCCAAGGGCGCCGAGAAGGAGGAGAGAAAACGCAAGCAUCACCACACGGAGGCCGACAGCAGCCAAGCGGGAGUGCCUCGCAAGAAGUCCAAGAAGCACUCGGAGAGCGGCGAGAAGGCCGAAGGCAAGGAAAAUGAAAAGUCCAAGAAAUCCAGCAAGAGCAAAGAGGAAAAGAAACGCAAGAAGUCGGACAAGACUGCGUGA
This is a messenger RNA of Aspergillus terreus NIH2624, 996 nucleotides long. Its product is annotated as DNA-directed RNA polymerase I subunit RPA34. Gene Ontology annotation, biological process: transcription by RNA polymerase I. Lineage: Eukaryota; Fungi; Ascomycota; Eurotiomycetes; Eurotiales; Aspergillaceae. Bases 1 to 996 code for a protein of 331 amino acids. The transcript is spliced from 2 exons. The record is from RefSeq and is a predicted model, not a curated record.